Molecule: messenger RNA, 2079 nt
Organism: Megalops cyprinoides (Indo-Pacific tarpon)
Lineage: Eukaryota; Metazoa; Chordata; Actinopteri; Elopiformes; Megalopidae
Product: arylsulfatase A-like
Exons: 8
Coding region: 362-1882 (506 amino acids)
Molecular function (GO): arylsulfatase activity
Source: RefSeq, a predicted model, not a curated record
UGCUGUGGUUCUUUGCUUCAGUGCAGCGAGUACAGUGAAAACAAACCAUAUGAAUGGAUUUGAGCCUACGAAGAACUGAAACAAAUGUUGUCACGAGAAUUUUACUAUUUUAUAAUAGUUAUCAGCGAUGAUCCUCGGGGGAAAAGUACGAAAAAGUAGACCUGUGUCAACCGGCUGGGGAUCUAGCCACUUCUCUUUUGGCAUACAGUAGGUAGCUGGUCAUAAACUCGGUACAGUUUACAGAGAAUAAUGCUAGACAGGAGGGAGUCGAAAUGAAUUUUACCGGUUUUCUGAAGUUGCUAGUUUGCUGCUUUGAAAAUUAAGAGCUCUUGUUUGUUUGCUUUUGCGGAACAUUGCCACAAUGGAAUAUCACUGUACACUUGUUUUUGUCCUGGCGACUCUGCUCCCUCACAACUGUGUAACGUUAGACUCCCAGCUACCAAAUUUCGUCCUCCUGUUCGCCGAUGACUUGGGAUUUGGCGACUUAGGCUGCUACGGGCAUCCGAGUUCAGCAACUCCCAACCUGGACAAGCUUGCCUCCAAUGGGCUGCGGUUCACCGACUUCUAUUGUUCCAGUCCCGUGUGUAGUCCAUCCAGAGCGGCGUUGUUGACUGGACGCUACCAGACCCGCUCUGGAAUAUACCCAGGUGUGUUCUAUCCAGGCUCCAGGGGAGGGCUCCCUCUGAAUGAAACCACCAUAGCAGAGGUCCUGAAACCUCUGGGCUACGCUACAGCCAUCAUUGGCAAAUGGCACCUUGGUGUGGGGCCAGACAGGAUGUACCUCCCAACCAAUCAGGGCUUUGAUCACUAUCUCGGCAUACCCUACUCCCAUGACCAGGGUCCUUGUCAAAACCUGACCUGCUUUCCUCCUGAUGUCAAGUGUUUUGGGACGUGUGACCAGGGCUUGGUGACAAUUCCUCUGUUUGCCAAUGACACAAUCAAGCAGCAGCCUGUUAGCUUACCAGAUGUGGAGAAGUCUUACAGCGACUUUGCCACCCAGUUCAUCAUGACAAACACCAUGAGAAAGCAGCCCUUCUUCCUAUACUACCCAUCACAUCACACCCACCAUCCCCAGUUUGCAGGGAAGGGGACGACGGGGAAGUCCCGCAGGGGGGCGUUUGGUGACUCCCUGAUGGAGUUUGAUGGCACAGUGGGGAACAUCAUUCAGGCCCUGAUGGACAGCGGGGUGCACAACAACACCUUUGUGUUCUUCACCUCGGACAACGGGCCAUCAUUGAUGCGCAUGUCCCGUGGGGGGAACGCAGGGCCCCUUAAGUGUGGGAAGGGCACGACGUACGAGGGGGGUAUGAGGGUGCCUGCAAUCGCGUACUGGCCCGGGAGAAUCAAAUCAGGUGUCACACAUGCACUUACCAGCACUCUGGACCUCCUCCCCACCAUUGCAAGGCUGUCAGGGGCAAAACUACCCAGAGUGCAACUGGACGGAUUUGACAUGAGUGACAUCCUAUUCCGCCAUGGACCGAGUAAGAGAGAGGCCAUGUUUUACUACCCCACAGAUCCAAGUGAGAAGUACGGCCUGUUUGCCGUGCGCGUCGGGAGGUACAAGGCCCACUACUACACACAAGGCUCCAUUCUCAGUGACACCACCCCAGAUCAGGACUGCCACGAGACCGCCCACCUCGAGCGCCACGACCCCCCACUGCUCUUUGACCUGGAAGCUGACCCCUCCGAGAACUACAACUUGGCCACGCCCGAUCACCCGGAGUACAAGGCCGUGCUGCAGCUGAUCCAGGAUGUGAAGACGGACUUCGAGGGGGGCAUGGUGUUCGGGGAGGCCCAGGUGGGGAAGGGGACUGACCCCGCACUGGAGCCCUGCUGCACCCCACAAUGCACCCCCAAACCCACCUGCUGCAGCUGCAGCUAGAACAGUGCUGAGACAGAAAUGAGGCAGAGCUGAGGGUGCAGUUGAGACAUAUCUGAAACAGAAUGGAGCCCAAUUUGAGACAGAACUGAGAGGUAACUUGGAUUGGACUGGAACAGGGAAAAGGCAGUCUGGACCUUCUUAAUCAGCUCAGUUUUAAUCAAUGCAGUUUUUGAAAUGUACUACUGAACUGAACAUAU